CGCCCUCGAGCCCAAAUCCUAUCUCUCUCUCUCGCCGACGUCCAUCACCAUGUCCUCCGCCAUCCUCCGCACCCAGACCCUCCGCGCCUCCGUCCGCGCCGCGCCCGCCGCCGCCCGUGUCGCUCGUGUGCACCCGCGCACGUACGCGACCAUCCCCGACCCUACCAACCCCACAGAUGGGCCCAAGCCCAAUGACAUCCCCACCCCUUCGGGCGGAGGCGGCAACACGCUGCUCAUCGCUGCUGCUGUGGCCGCGGCCGCGGGCGGAGGUUACUACUACUACAGCCAGAGCGAAGACCCCCAUGCGCAGCGCAUCGCCGACCAGGAGCGCGUGAAGCAGAAGGCGGACGAGCUCCGCAACGCCGGCAAGGCAACUGCACACGACGCCGUCCGCGAGGGCGAGGCGAAAUACGACCAGACCAAGGCGGCCGGCAAGGAUAAGCUUGCGUCCGCACGUGCACAGGCCGCAGCGACGGCCGACGAUGCGCGGAACACUGCGGUGCGCCAGUAUGAGCAGGCGAAGGGCGCCGUGUCGGAUGCUGCGCACAAGGUCGAGCACAAGUACGAAGACGCGGUGCAGAAGACGAAGGUCGAGGCGCAGUCCUGGAACCAGUGGGUCUGGAGCUGGUUCGGGUACGGCAAGAACAAGGCGGACGACGCGAAGCGCGAGGGUGCACAGAAGGUUGUCGAAGGCGCACAGAAGGUCGAGAAGGAGGCUGGAAAGCACACAUGAGCGUUCUGGACCUCUUCUUGGGUUGACGGACUUGUUGAGCUGGAAGGGAAGGAGCUGUUGCUUCCUGCCGCUUGUAAAACAUGCGUAUGUGUAUAGCGUUAAUGUAAUCCCACCACCAUCUGGUCGAAUUCAUGCGUGCCAUGUAAGAAG
Molecule: messenger RNA, 883 nt
Organism: Trametes versicolor FP-101664 SS1
Lineage: Eukaryota; Fungi; Basidiomycota; Agaricomycetes; Polyporales; Polyporaceae
Exons: 3
Coding region: 50-733 (227 amino acids)
Source: RefSeq, a predicted model, not a curated record